AUGGACGGUCGCCCUCCAAAGCGUCAGCGCAGGGCAGUGAAAGACAAAGCGCCAUCAGAAACAGUCUCUACGAAUCCAGAAUCUCAAUCUCCACCAAAACCCGCACCCGUCACCCUCUCGUCGCGUCCCAAGACCACGCGCUCACGCGCCGCCGCAACCGCAACCCGCCCUCCUUCGGCCUCCCCCACGAAAUCAAAGCCCAAAUCACUUCACAGCUUCUUCUCAGCGGCUUCAGAAGGUCAGAGAUGGUCUGCACAGAAGUUCGAGGCCAAGCGCCCCACCCGGGCUGCGACACCGACGACACUAGCUGCCGAUGAUAUCGAGGAUGACAUUGAAGAUGAUUAUGGCUCUUACGAUGAGAUAUUCUCUCAAGUGGACGUCACUUCGACCUCGAAUCAGAAGCCUCCUCCUCCACAAUCGAGGCGAAUGUUGUCGAAACGCACGACCACAAAACCUAAGAGUCAACCAUCAAAACGAUUCCUCAUGGCCCCCGCCUCGGGCAGCAUAAACAAACAAUCCAAGGACCCAGUCUCAACCCCCAUAUACGAAGAUACCCGGCCCUGGGCACAGCGAUUCGGACCGGUUGGAUUAGACGAACUAGCAGUUCACAAGCGGAAGGUCUCCGAUGUACAAAAGUGGUUGGACGAUGUAUUCGAGGGAAGAAGGAAAGAGAAAUUAUUGGUCCUGCGAGGUCCGGCAGGUUGCGGCAAGACGACAACAAUCUCCCUGCUCUCCGAAGCAUUGGGCUACGACAUCAUUGAAUGGAGGAAUCCACCUGUUCCAGAACAUACAUCCCGCGACUACGUCUCUUCCAGCGCACAAUUUGAAGAGUAUCUUGGACGAGGUGAUCGAUUUGGUGGCCUUGAUCUACAAGAUUCGGCAUCGACGUCAGCGGAGACGAAAACAAAUAGUGCCACGACUACGGCCUCUCGAAAUCGCCGCGUUCUCCUUGUGGAAGAAUUCCCAACAGUGUUGCAUCGAAAUUCAUCCAGUUUAGCCGCAUUCCGAAAUUCUAUACAGCGCUACCUCGCAGCAUCAGCGUCUGACCAAUCUUCUUGGAGUGGACGGAUGCACCCGCCAAUCGUGAUGGUCGUUUCAGAGACGAUGUUGACAUCCGCAUCGUCGAUUUCAGAUAAUUUGACCGUUCACCGAUUACUUGGACCAACGCUGUAUAAUCAUCCCAACACGACGAUCAUCGACUUUAACAGCAUCGCUGCUACAUUCAUGCAGAAGGCACUCCGAACGGUGUUAGAAAAAGAGGCGAACUUUUCCAAGCGAAGUAGGAUUCCCGGACCCGCUGCUUUAACCAGAAUUGCCGAGAUCGGCGAUAUUCGCAGCGCAAUAUCUUCUCUAGAAUUCCUGUGUUUGAAGGGUGAUAAGGCGGGUUCGGAUUCAUCAGAUGCUUGGGGGGGAAGUCUCACGAAAAAGAAAUCCCGCGCCGAUGCAGAUAAACCCCUCACAGCCAUGGAGCAGGAAUCCCUCGAGUUGAUAUCCCAGCGAGAGGCGAGUCUGGGCAUGUUUCACGCCGUGGGAAAAAUCGUUUAUAAUAAACGGCUAGAUGCUAGCCUUGUGCCUAGUGAUUUUAUCAUUCUCCCGCAACCACCGGAGCAUUUAGCGCAGCAUCGCAGACCGAAGGUCUCGCAGGUUGCUGUGGAUGAACUGGUCGAUGAAACGGGAACUGAUAUCUCUACGUUUAUCAGCGCUUUGCAUGAGAAUUAUCCUCCCUCUUGCGAUGGGUAUGAUUUCGUCGACUCGCUGAAUGCUUGUAUUGAAGCGUUGUCCGAUAGCGAUAUUCUCGGCGCAGAUCGCAGGUCCACGUUUCGAACGCGCGGUGGAAUCGGUGCUAAUUUGAAUACUGGGGGUGUGGACAUGUUGCGACAAGAUGAGAUAAGUUUUCAGGUUGCGUCGCGGGGAUUAUUAUUCGCACUUCCUUAUCCUGUGAAACGCAAACUUGCACCCGUUGCUGGACAGGGUCGUCCGGGUGAUGCUUACAAGAUGCUAUACCCUUCUUCGCUGCGGCUGUGGCGGAAGACGGAGGAAAUUGAUGGGUUAGUUGAUGCCUGGAUGAAGCAUUUGCUUGACCCGAGCAGCAAUGGAAAUCCACAGUUUCAGUCUCAGCGAGAUGCCAGUGGAUUUUCCGGGGAAAUGUCUGGCGUUAGUGCUUGGAGGAAUCGUCGAUUGGGAGAUUCGGAUGAUCAUACGAGGACGACGGUGGCAACUAUGAUGCGAAGGCAUGAUGUUCUGCUGGACCAAUUACCUUAUAUGGCGAUUAUUAAACGCGAGGACCCUGAUGCUUGGCAGCUUCGUCAGAUCACCAAUAUUCGGGGGAGUCAUUUGGAUGGGGUCGAGGGGGAAGAUGAGGAGGAUGAUUUGGUGCCUAUACCGAAGGGCAAUUCUGACAAUGCUGGACCUGGACCGUCGCUGCAGCAGGAAGAGGAGAAGUUGAUUCUCAGUGAUGAUGAUAUUGAGGAUUAG
This is a messenger RNA of Penicillium manginii, 2475 nucleotides long. RefSeq lists its product as uncharacterized. Gene Ontology annotation, molecular function: chromatin binding. The coding region runs from base 1 to 2475 and encodes 824 amino acids. Gene Ontology annotation, biological process: DNA damage checkpoint signaling; DNA repair; mitotic DNA replication checkpoint signaling. The record is from RefSeq and is a predicted model, not a curated record. The transcript is spliced from 2 exons. Lineage: Eukaryota; Fungi; Ascomycota; Eurotiomycetes; Eurotiales; Aspergillaceae.